Molecule: messenger RNA, 3086 nt
Organism: Ciona intestinalis (vase tunicate)
Lineage: Eukaryota; Metazoa; Chordata; Ascidiacea; Phlebobranchia; Cionidae
Source: RefSeq, a predicted model, not a curated record
UUUAUUCGAUAUCAGCUUUGUUUCAUUCGGCGCGAAAUUAUAUCCGCAUUUGAAUUUUUUGAAAAGGGCGAUUUAUUUUCAUUUUUAAAUACGGAACUGAUGUUGUGUAUUGUCUUAAGCACACAAAUUAAAUAUCUGUAACAUGGAGGACGCCAAACCAGACCCGAGCAAGACUGUUGAACUUGCAGACUCCAACCCAACAGCAAGUAUCAACGCAAAUGAAGAUUCGAAAGUCACUACCGAUGUUGUUAAUGAUGUUCCAUAUUACAGAAACCUCGUGAAAAGCAAUGCAGAGGCACUUAAUAAGUUAUGUGAUAAAUGGAAAAUUUAUGAAGAUACAAUUUCUGAAGAAGUUGGCAAAGAAAAUGCAGAAACUAUUCUUGGAGAUAUAAGAACAUGUAUUGGCCAAGCUAAACUAUUGAUGAAGGAAAGAUUUUCCCAAUUUUCGGGUUUAAUUGAUAAAUGUGAAUUUGGAAGCAAUGAUAAACCAGUUCUGUGUCAUGAUUUACAAGGAUUUUGGGAUAUGGUCAAUUUUCAGGUGGUUGACGUGCAAGAAAAAUUCUCCAAUCUUGAAGAAAGGAAGAAAAACAAUUGGCCAAAGACUGAACCUGAAAAGAAUACAAAUAUUAAAAAGAGAACGCUGAAAAGAAAGUCAGCAACAAACACAACAAAUGAGGCGAAAAAAAUAGAAGCAAAGAAAAGGCUUGCUGCUGCAAAGGCUGCGCUUAAAAAGAAAGUUCAAAUGCCUUCGGUUACCUUUGAUGCUGGUUUCUUUAAAGUGGACAGUCCAGUUCGAAGUUUAAGAGAUUGUGGUCGUACACCGUCCACAACAGAACGCAAGCGACCGGCUACUCCAUCAUCAGAUAACUUCCUCCACGGAAGGUAUUUAAAGAGGAGACUGGAAGCAAUGACACCUGAAUUAAAAAAGACUCUCAAUUUUGAAGCUGCAGCGGAUUCUAUUGAACAAGAAACAAGUGAAAAUGUUUGUAAAGCUCCUGUUGUUGCUGCAGCCAAUGAAAAGCGCACAAUUUCUACUGAAACAGAAAUGAAUGAAUUUAAUGUAGAGCGAGCGCUUACAGAAAUAAGUAAGCAGUUUAAUUUUGUCCAAAAUAUGUACAGAACAAGAGAAACUAGUACGAAGUCUGUGCAAACUCUCAAAGAAAAAACCAUUAAAGCAGAAGAAAAUCAUUCUAAUGACUCAUAUAAAGAAUUAUACCAUGUACAGCUUGGUAAAAGUAAAGUGUUGGAAACACAAUUAGAGUUGUACAAAUCUGUGAGGGAGAAAAUCCCUCUUCAGAUGCAGAGGUUGGAAACCACGAAGAAGAUGAUCCAGGAAAAAGUGGACGAAAUCACCGGAAUUGCAUCUCAUCUUAAUUCAUGGAAGCAGGAACUGACUUUGAAAGAAGAAAAAGAAAAUGAGGAGUUAAAACAACUUAAAGAAACACAUCAGAGAAAUUUGGAGGAUUUGACUUCCCUAAGGUCUCAUCAAGAAAAGUUUGACGAAAUUUCUGCAAAACUUAAAGAUAUGGAAGAAAAGGCUGCAAAACAUGAUGUUGAGCACAAUAAGUUGCAAGAAGAAUGUAAUUUGGUGAGAAAGGAGAGAAACGAGCUGCGUGAUGCUUUGAAUGUUGAAUAUGAAGUGAAGAAAGACCUUGAAACAAAGUUGGCUGAAAUAACGGAACAAAGGAUUUUCGAAAAAGAUGAAUUAACAAAUGAGAAUAAUUUUCUUGUUGAAGAGGGAAAGUUAACACAACAACAACUUCACAAAACUGAACUGAUGCUCCAAGCAACUAAAGAUGUUUUGGAAAAACUACAAAUUAAAUAUAAUGACCAAAAGUUAGAAAUUACUGAGAUAAAGGAAACACAAGCAAAGGAGAGAGAUGAAACGAAAGUUCUUCAAGAAGAACUUGAUAUCACGAAAGCAAAUUCAAGGCUUGCUAUUAUUGAGCAGCAACAAGAUGUGAUUGCAAGUGAAUCCAAUGUUGUUAAACUCAAUGCAAAAAUGAAGGCAUUUCAUCAUAAAUUGCAAAAUUAUUUGGAAGAACAUGGUAAAAGAGAAAUACAAAAUAUUCCACCUAUGACACCUGGUAAGUCAUUGGUUGUAUCAGCACUGCUUGGAAAUGCAAAAGAUAUUGAAGAAAUGUUAGAAGCCUCAUCUAAGCAGGCAGAAAAACCAGACGACAAUUUAUUCACAAGGAUUUCUGAUCUUUCAUCACUUAUAGAUGAUAUAAUGCAAACUUCAGCAAAUGUUGCAGAACAUUUUGAAACCAGAAUGCUGCAGCUGUCAUCUGAAAAGAAUUUUCUCACGAAAAGUGUAGCAACCUUGCGGCAACAUGCACAACAGCACGCAGACUCUAAGAUGGAAAGUGAAUUGGUUCUACAAAGACGACUACGGGAGGUUAUGAGCCAACGUGAUGAUUUAACGCAGAACUGGAAAGCAACUAGAAAUGACAACGACAAGUUAAUCCAGAGAAUUCAACAACUAACAGAGGAAAAUUAUAAGUAUAAGACCUACAUGAGCCAAAACUUUGAUCCAUCUGCAUGCCAGCGUAGUAUCAAAAGCAACUCAACUGACAGAAAGUGUUUAGAAGAACUGAAUUUGCAACAAACUCAAAACCCUUGACAGUCUGAUGUUUUUAAUUUUCUCAAUUGCAAAUUUGUUCAACUUUUUACAAAUGUCUUUCAGCAAGUUCGAACAUAUAGCUCUGACUUGGGGUUUACAUAUUCUACAUAUUGUGUGACCUAAACAUAGUUGCUGCGCACAUUUUCUUUCCUAUUUUGUAUUGAAGUUUUUUUUUCAUAUUGUUUUGCAUUGUAAAGAGAUUUGUAUAUAGUUUUUUUUCAGGUAUAAAUCUCUUUGUUUUUUGCUACUGCCACUCAGAGCCAUAGAACUCUGCUGCCAAUGACACUUAUUAAUUUAAAUCGUUAAAAAAAAUCUUACGGAUCAAACAUAAACCUAGUUUGUUGUGUUUUUAAACCAUAGUUAUUCAAUUUUCGUAUAUACCGCGUUUUGUCAUAAAAAUUGUCGAAUUUGAAGUUACCGCUACACUUCUCGCAAAUACAAGUUAUCAUGACGCAAAGAUUCA